Molecule: messenger RNA, 533 nt
Organism: Vitrella brassicaformis
Lineage: Eukaryota; Vitrellaceae
Source: the annotation of a GenBank genome assembly
GGCAGCGAUGUCGAGGGGGAGUCAGUCCCAGCAGGCCUCCCCCAGCUCCUCCUCGACAAACGACUCGUCCACCGAGACCAGCGGGCGGAUGUGCUGCAGCAAUACACACACACACACACACACGCAGACACACAGACAGUCAAUACACCACACACGAGUGAUGAUUGCCACUUGUGUGUGUGGUGUGUGCAGUGAUCGCUCACGUGCCUCGUCAUUACGGUCGGAUAUGUUGGCCAGCACCGGGCCGUGCAUGGCGGCCAGCGUGAUAUCAUAGAUCAGCUGCGUGGCGUAGCUAGGCAUGGGCUUGCCCUCGGCCAGCCGCCUGCUACUCACCACCUCAACCACCUGACAGACAAAUGGAGAGACACACAAGAGGUGGGCAAAUGUCGUGUGCAGGGUGAGUGGCAUGUUGUGUGAGUGAUGUUCACCUCCUGUAUGUUAUUGUGCGUUUCGAGCAGCGUGAAGGCCUCGGGGAGACUGCUGACCACCCGCGGGAAGUGGCUGCCUCCGUUGAGUAGGAAGCCAGCCACCAU